Mercenaria mercenaria is the source of this 2052-nucleotide messenger RNA. RefSeq names its product E3 SUMO-protein ligase ZBED1-like. The record is from RefSeq and is a predicted model, not a curated record. Bases 1 to 1884 code for a protein of 627 amino acids. The transcript has 4 exons. NCBI's taxonomy places the organism in Eukaryota, Metazoa, Mollusca, Bivalvia, Venerida, Veneridae. Gene Ontology annotation, molecular function: protein dimerization activity.
AUGGCAGAAAAAAGUGUCAAUGCGGACACCGAAAUAUUUCCCUUUCCAGGAAAAGUUCGGUCGACUGUGUGGGCUUAUUUUGGCUUCGGAAAAACAAAACAAGGACCACCUAUUAAAGAAAACCUCAACAUGCAAUCUGUUAUUUGCAAACUCUGCCGAAAAUUAUAUGUGAACAAAGAAACGAAGAAACGGAAGUUAGAUGACCAUGUUCAUAAACUGAUUGUGGGGAAAGCUCUGCCACUAAGUCUGGUUGAUAGUCCUUUCUUCAAAAACUUUGUAAAGGAGCUUGAUCCUAGGUAUAAGCCACCAAGCAGAUAUGAUGUUCAAAAGUCUCUGGAUGGAAAAAUGCGUCAGAUGACUGUCAAGCUACAGAAUGAAUUGCCACCUGUAGGAGGCCAUCUGGCAAUAACACAUGAUGGUUGGACCAGUUGUGCGACUGAGAGUUAUGACACUGUAACAGCCCACUUCAUCAAUAGUAACUGGGAACUUCGCUCAGCUGUACUUCAAACUACUAAAGUUGAGGGCUCUCACACUGGUGAACAUAUAGCAGAGCGGCUAAAAGAGAUGGUGUCUGAUUGGAAUAUUCCUGUCCCAACUGUGGUAACAGACAAUGCUGCAAAUGAAAGGAAGGCGAUACAAUUGUUAGGAUGGGAGCGAUUUGGCUGUUAUGGACAUCGGCUGAAUUUGGCAGUGAAGCAUUCACUGGAUGUUCCAGAAGUCUCUCGAAUACUUGGGAAAUCUCGAAAGAUUGUAACCCUUUUCCACCAAUCUACAAGUCUCAAUGAUUGCCUGCUUGACAAGCAGAUACUUGUGUACUCUGAUACACGGAACCUAAUAGGACAUAAGUUAAUAAAUGAUGUCCCGACUAGGUGGAACAGUACUUUGGCAAUGUUACGACGGCUCUCUGAGCAGAUUGCUGCAAUUCUAGCCAUUGCUAGUGACGAUAAGCUGAACAUUAAUAAAACUACAUGCAACAAUCUUAGGUCAUACUGUCUUACUUUUGAGGAACAAAAUAUUGUUGAAGGCUUGAUCAAGUUGUUGUCACCCUUUGAAAAGGCCACAACAAUACUAUGCGCUGAAAACAGCCCCACUAUGAACAAGGUUCUAGUUAGCAUGGCCAAAAUCAGAAACAUUCUUGAGUUACAAAGUCAUUCAGAAUCAGCUACCUUAAAAAAAGUUGUUGGAAAACUGCAAGAGCAACUUACAAAGAGAACAGAUUAUGAAGAAAUACCUGUCAUGGCUGCCCUCCUGAACCCUGACACAAAGUCUCUGUCUUUUUUACCUGUUCAUGAGCAAGAAGCUGGACGUCGUCUUCUUUUGGAUAAAGCACUUGGUUUAGUAGACGAGAAUGGAAACUUGCAAGUUAAAGUUAAAAAAGAACCUGAACUUGAAGUUUCAUCCACCGAAGCUCUUCCAGAGUUACCAAACUUACCAGAUAACAUUGUUGUUGAACAAGAUGACAUAGUUACUGAAAAUGCAUCCACUUCAGGUGAUAAUAAUAUUACAUCAGACUGUGAACCAGUAGCAAAGAAAAUAAAAUGCUCUGACAUGGAUGAGUGGUUUGAUGAUGUCAUGGUCACACGAGUUGAAAAGACACCAGUUUCAGCAGUUAUUGAACAAGAAAUUGAACGGUACCUUGCCUCAAACAGGGAUGCAGAUGAUUCUAAGUUAAGUCUUCUGCAAUGGUGGGAGAAAAACCAGUAUGUUUAUCCAAGGUUGGCUGUCUUAGCAAAAAAAUACCUGGCCAUCCCAGCUUCCUCUGUCCCUAGUGAGCGUGUUUUCAGUUUAGCUGGAUCUUUGGUUAACAAAAAGAGGUCAAGGUUGAAUCCUGAUUUGAUCAAUAAACUUAUAUUUCUUAAAAUGAACAUGGACCAAUACUGGUAAAUUGUAGAAUGAGAAGACUAUUGUAUUGUUACAUAAAAGUGUUAACUGUUAAUGUGCAAGUUUGCAAGUUUACUGAACUAAAUUUUUCUUUGCUAGAUGUUAAGAUAAUAGAUGUACUUUGUACUUAAAAAGAACUAAGAAUCUACCAAUUAAAAUUAUUUUUGAAUA